This is a messenger RNA of Zerene cesonia (dogface butterfly), 2268 nucleotides long. It is a transcript of the gene strat, whose product is annotated as guanine nucleotide exchange factor MSS4 homolog. Gene Ontology annotation, molecular function: guanyl-nucleotide exchange factor activity; zinc ion binding. Gene Ontology annotation, cellular component: membrane; cytosol. Gene Ontology annotation, biological process: post-Golgi vesicle-mediated transport; small GTPase-mediated signal transduction. The coding region runs from base 100 to 483 and encodes 127 amino acids. The record is from RefSeq and is a predicted model, not a curated record. Lineage: Eukaryota; Metazoa; Arthropoda; Insecta; Lepidoptera; Pieridae. The transcript has 2 exons.
GACAUUUGACAAUUUGUUACUUGUUAGGUUAUUACAAAUCUAGGCCUGUGUUAACUUAAUGUUAUUGUUUUAAUAACAUUAUAACAAUAGUAGUGAAUUAUGUCUGAACCGAACGCCUUAGAUUUAGGUAAUAGCGAAACCCAAAACGAACUAGUGGAAGACGGCACUAAUAAGUUAUUAGUGAGAUGCAAAUUUUGCGGUUCAAAGAUUUUAGACCGGAAAUCGGGGAAAUAUAUGAAACAAGAGAAGGACCUACCUCUAAUGCAGCAGGAGAAGAACUCCGAUGGACAAGUCCAAAGUGAAAAGAUAAAUGAGUUUUAUUUCGUGGAGAACAUGUAUUCUUUUGAGAAUAUUGGUUUCACCCAUACAGUGGACAACUAUAAAUAUUUAAGUUGUGCGGACUGUGAUGCAGGACCUGUUGGAUUCUAUGAUAUGGACACUAAACAUAGUUAUGUGGCCCUGUCUAGGGUUAAACAUGAAUGAGUUAUAUUUAAGUUAAUGCUUUGCAAGUCUGAAGUUAGAGUAACACCUAUUUGAUAUUGUCGAUUUAAAAUUUUAAUAUAAAAUCAGUCAAUAGUGUUAGGGGGGAACUUGUUGUUUUAUAAUAUAAAGAUAAUUUUUUUACCAUCAUAGUACAAUGCGGUCCCAUUAACUUGACACCAUUUAAUGACGUCAUUUUGAUGUUUAGUACAAUUACUGAUUGAACUAUGGAAAGGUCGAGUUAUUGUGACCGUACUGUACACAUGGAAAUUUUUUCUUCAGGUCUUAAAAAAUAUUGUUACAUACAUUUAGCUGCUUUUCCUGUCACUGAAAUUAGGAAAAAAAUGAAAAUAUAAAACUUAGUUGUUUUAGAAUAAUUCAGCUUUCUACUUGUGAAAGAAUUUUAAUACUAAGAUUUAUCCAAUAAUGAUUAAUAUUUUAUUAUAUUAUAACAUAUAUUUAUUUUAUAGUGCUCGUUCUGGUGUGCCCCUUUUAAUUUUUAAUUUAACCGAUUUAUCCAAGUAUUUACUAAAUCAAAGUUUACUUUGUGGCUCCAAUUUAUUAUAAAAUUAUUAAUUAAUUAAGCAAAUAUUUGCUUUGGAACGGCAACACUUGAUAGUUAUAUUAAGUGUAAAUUUCAUGACCUCAUUGGUAAAGAUUAUGAAAUUAACAGGCAGGCAGUUCCUUCUUGUCAUUAUAGGUGGUAAACAUACAUAAUAGUUUAACAAUAACCAUAAAUAACCAUAAAUUCAUUAGUAAAGGAUAUUCAUUAUUCAAUGUAAUAUAUUUUUUAGCGUAUGAAGAGAUUAUCAUACCCUGUAAUUUACUGUUUUAUAUUUCAUGCACUGAUAACAUUAAAUUAAUUUUAUAAAAGAUUAUAUUAAUGGUGUUUCACACUGAAUACAGUAGUUUAAUGACAACACCAUUUAAAGGCUGCUGCGUGCUUGUUUUCCCAUUUGUUAUUACUAUAAUCAUCAUCAUCAUCAUCAUCAGCUUAUAGAUGUUCCCACUGCUGGGACACAGGCUUCCUAUGAGGGUUUAUUGCCAUAAUAUAUAAUAUUGAUAUUGAGUUGUGACAACUGCUAUAUUUUUCGUCAAAUUCGUUUUAAUAAAGUAUUCUUUUUCUAUAUACUGUACUUAUGUCAAUAUCGCAAUAAGAACUCUAUCGCAAUGAGAACUGUAUGUGAAACUCUAUGGUGAAUGGAUUUAAACUUAAAAAAAAGCAUACAUAGAAAAUUUUAUUAUUUAUUAUUUUUAUACUUUAUACUAUAUCACGUUAAAUUAUAUUUAGGGGGCAUAUUCUACAAAUGUUGGUGCUGUCUCCUAAGUUCUCUCUGUUUAUUACUCAAAUUGAAAAAAAAAUGUAAGUAAAAUAUGGUAUUCAGUAACUUGAUCAAUCAAAAUGGCUACCAAAUAAUACCGUCCACAAAGUGGAAUUUCACCUAUAGUCCUCUUAUUUGUCACCUAGUUUUCAUAUCAAAGUCUGAUCUAAUCUCUGGAUUAGAGGUGACGAUUUUGAAUGCAUGGUAAGUUUGGAUUUUUUUCUUACGCAUUUAAAUAAGGGAGCAAUGUAUACUGAUCAAUUAUAAUCUGUCAGUUAUGUAUAGACCAUUGAAACCAGCUGGUAAUGAAGUCGAUUUCUGUACUAAGAAAUAAAAAAAAACGCGUCUUAUAUUAGUUUUAUGUACUAUAUGCUCAUUUUAUAUCAUUCCAAGCUCAUAUUCAAAUGAAAUUCAGAUGAAACAGUAUAAAUUUUUACUAUCUGUAAAUAAAUGUUUUAUCACUGCU